GAAGAAUUAAUUGGGCAAAAUAUUUGGUUAAUGUUCUCCAUGCAGUUGUAAAUAAUAUUGCUCAGUAGUGUGGUGUAGUGUAUUGGUGAAAAGAAAAGAAAUAAUUGAAAAGUUGUUGAAAGUUAAUUGCCACACAAUGGAAAGUGUUCAUUCGCGCCCCACCUUUACGAUCACCGACGAUCUCAAUGAGGAUCGCGAACUAAAUUCAGAUGCCACAGUUAACUAUGAGUGGGAGGAGGAGGAAGAUGAGGAGGAGAGAAAUACAAAAAUACAGGAAUUAAUGCAGCGCAUACGCUCUUGGGUGCGUUUACCACGGAAUGACAACGAGGUUACAGAAGGUGCCUUACAAGUAUGGCGUGCUUUACCCGAACGCAUACGCCAAGAUCCGAGCUUAGCAUCAUUCCGCAUGGAACAUGAGCGUCUACAUGGCGACUUGGAUCCGCUGCCAUCGCCGGAUGUGCCCGAACACUAUGUGAAGUCGCCAAAUGCAUUUACCAAAGUCGGCAUCAAUGUGACCAAUGAGCUGGGACAGGUGCGCAUCCUGGAAGUUAGGGAUAUGGAGAACAAUAACGAAGAUCAUCAUGACGACCACGACGAGCCACAUUCGCGUAGGAAGAAAUUCCUGAAGUGGUUCAAAAUUUCGAUAUUACUGGUUGUUUGGGCCGUCUUUACUGCAUUCCUGAUGUCGAAUAACGAACAUGUCGAUGAGCUUAGACUGAUCAGUGUUCCUAAAAGUGGCGAAGAGAAACUGUUCCCUGUAACGACUGCCACCUUAUCACGCCUGGGUCUGAAACUAAAAGGUCCAUUCCGCCAGCAAGAGGCAGAUCCAUUUGGUAAAAACAAGAGCUCCUUUGCCGCACCACCGACGCUGCACGUGCAACUGCAACGCAAAUACUAUAAUGCCAGCGGUGAUGAGUUCUACGUUGAAGAUGCCUCUAAAGUAUGGAAACUAUCGCUGGUCUAUCCAGAGCAAUUGGACACUGUGAAGGAAUCGUGGAAAGCGAAUAAUUAUGACAUUUCACCAGCGGAUGAAGAACUGCUGCUGCAAGCCAAUUACACGACUUUGAAUUUACGUUUUGUUGCCAACAUCGAAAGCGAGUUUCCACUGCAGCUGUCUAUCGACGAGUCGCCCAUCUACAAGAAGGAGGGUGUCAUCUAUGCGGCGAUAGUUUUGUGUGGCUUGUAUAUAAUGAUAAUUUGGGAAAUUGUAAAUCGUACUUUCGCGGCAAUGAUUGCGUCCACUUUGUCCGUUGGUAUAUUGGCGGCAUUGAACUCACGUCCCUCGAUGGCGACUAUAAUGGGUUGGAUAGAUGUAGAGACUCUAUUACUGCUCUUCGGCAUGAUGAUAUUGGUGGCCAUACUGUCCGAGACUGGUAUUUUCGACUAUUUGGCUGUGUAUGCUUAUAAGAUAACAAAUGGACAUAUUUGGCCGCUCAUCAAUUGUCUCUGUCUUUUCACGGCGGUACUGUCCUCCUUCCUCGAUAAUGUGACGACCGUGUUGCUUAUGACACCCGUCACUAUACGCCUCUGUGAGGUGAUGGCGCUGAAUCCGGUGCCUAUACUGAUGUGCAUGGUGAUCUAUUCGAAUAUCGGUGGCGCGCUGACCCCUGUCGGUGAUCCACCAAAUGUGAUAAUUGCUUCGAAUAAUUUCAUUUCAAGAAAUGGUGUCAAUUUUGCCAUAUUCACGCUGCACAUGUUGCCCGGCGUGAUACUGGUGAUGCUGCAGACCUAUGUACAAUUACGUCUUAAGUUCCGCAAUACAAACGAUCUGCAAUUCAAAGACUCACCCGAGGUGGAGGAAAUGCGUCACGAGAUCCACGUGUGGAAGCGUGCAGCGCAAAGUCUUUCCGCGUACUCGAAGGAUGAGGAAAUCGUACGUCAAACGUUGAUGAAGAAAGUGAAUCGCUUGAAGCGCAGUUUGAAGAAGCGCGUUUCGGAGGCAGACGCACCGGCGCCCAAUUACAAACAAACGCUGACGCAGCUGCAAGCGAAGUACCCCAUCCGCAACAAGGCGCUGCUGAUCAAGUGCUCUUUUGCGCUAGUCUUCGUCAUCAGCUUGUUUUUCCUGCACUCAGUGCCCGAGCUGCAGCGUCUCUCGCUGGGUUGGACCGCCUUGUUGGGCGCCAUAUUCUUGCUCAUACUGGCCGACAUUGAGGAUAUGGAGGCGAUAUUGGCGCGCGUUGAAUGGUCCACAUUGCUUUUCUUUGCCGCCCUCUUCAUACUUAUGGAAGCGCUAUCUGAACUCGGUCUAAUCGAAUGGAUUGGCCAAAUGACGGAGAGCAUUAUUUUGGGUGUGAGCGAAGGUUCGCGUCUAAUGGUGGCAGUUUUAAUUAUACUUUGGGUUUCGGCCAUAACCUCUGCAUUUGUCGACAAUAUUCCACUAACAACGAUGAUGGUGAAAAUAACAAUUUCCUUAGCGGAAAAUUCCGCAUUGAAUUUACCACUGCAGCCACUGGUGUGGGCUCUGGCUUUGGGCGCUUGUUUAGGCGGCAAUGGCACACUAAUUGGCGCUUCGGCGAAUGUUGUUUGCGCAGGCGUAGCCGAACAGCAUGGCUAUAAAUUCACUUUUCUCGAAUUCUUCAAGGUCGGUUUUCCGGUUAUGAUCGGCAGCAUUAUCGUAUCCACCGCAUAUCUACUUUUCACACACGUACUCUUCGCCUGGCACUGAGCGCGGAACUUGUAGGACUAACAGUAAAGAAAAAACAAAAACUAUAAAUAUAAAUACCUCGUAGAAAUGGAAAGACAUUGCAAGUAAUUUAGUCAAACGAAUGAACACGAGCUUAGCUAAACAAAAAAAAAUUGUGAGGUUUUACGUUAGUUUUUUUUUUGUGCCACUACGACUAGUACCGUUAAUUGUAGAUAUGUAUUAUGUAUAACAGCACUUGGUUGCUAAAAAACCAAUAUUAUUUUGUUAUUGAACAUUUUUGAUUAGGCAAAUUGAAUUAAUUAAAUCUGCGUAUUCUAAAAUUAAAAUUAAAUUAAUGUGAUGAAGGUUAAUCUGUGCGCAAAUCUUGCGAAGUAUUGGUAAACUUUCAUUAAAAAAUAAAAUGAAUUUAGGGAAAAUUAUUUAGCGAAAUGGAGCUGAUAGUAAAGCAUUUUCAACGUUUAAUUUAACGUUUAUUUUUUUUUUUGGUGUAGUCUAAAUUAUAGUGAAAAUAUUAUAAAUAUUUAACGGUAAAAAAUUAAUAUCAUUCUAAAGAAAAAUAAACGAAAUUUAAAUCUAAGUGUAAAAAAUCAUAUAAAAUACAUUACAGUGAAAAUCAGAAAAUUUAUUAAAAAAUAACGAAAAUUAAAACAAAAACAAAAACAACAAGAAAAUCAUAUUUUUACACCUGUUGUUACUUUAGUCGAUAGUCUGUGAAGAGUCACUGUAUGCAGUGUUUUGUAGCAAAGUGUAGCGGUAAAUGUGAUGCAAUGGUAGUAUAUACAGCGUACAGUGGUGUGCUAAAGUUUGCGCACCAUUCAGUAGAAUUUUGAAAGAAAAUUUCAUUACGGAGGUCAAAGAAAAAAUUAAAAAAAAAAAUCCGCCGCAAAAAGUCGAAUUCGAAAAGUGGCCAUUUUGAAAAGCUGUAAAUUUGUAAUAAUAUUUGUAUAAGCCUCAUUUGUCUCUUAUUGUCUUAAAAGCAUUUCUCUAUGUUUGUCCCCUGCUCUCCCCUCAAAUUAUUUGUUUGUGUUGUUUUUCUGUUUUGCUUAAGCAA
Messenger RNA from Zeugodacus cucurbitae (melon fly), 3698 nucleotides. It is a transcript of the gene hoe1, whose product is annotated as P protein. NCBI's taxonomy places the organism in Eukaryota, Metazoa, Arthropoda, Insecta, Diptera, Tephritidae. The record is from RefSeq and is a predicted model, not a curated record. Gene Ontology annotation, cellular component: membrane. Bases 137 to 2668 code for a protein of 843 amino acids. Gene Ontology annotation, biological process: transmembrane transport. The transcript is spliced from 12 exons.